AUGGGCUGGCUGGUCCGCAUCAACAGCCACGACGACAGGACCGGCCGCCGAGAGAGGGCGCCCCCGGCAGCUCCUCCACCGCCCGCUGCUGGUAAUGCUGCUGUGAAGCAGAAGAAGAAAAAGCGAGGCUGGUGGAGGGGCGACGUGCGGACGUGCACAAUCAUGGGGGAACUGAGGGAGCUCUGUGACGAGGAACACGAAGACGAGGAAGGCAGGCCCCGCAAGGGGGUGGAUGAUCGCCAGACGGGCGACACAGCCGAUUGGGUGGAGGUCAUGCAUCGCUGGUAG
This is a messenger RNA of Neoarthrinium moseri, 288 nucleotides long. RefSeq lists its product as uncharacterized. The transcript has a single exon. The record is from RefSeq and is a predicted model, not a curated record. The coding region runs from base 1 to 288 and encodes 95 amino acids. Lineage: Eukaryota; Fungi; Ascomycota; Sordariomycetes; Amphisphaeriales; Apiosporaceae.